AUGGUUAAAGAGUAUUCAACCCAACUAAAAACCUUAUUAAAAAAAAAUUAUUUAUUAAAAAAGAAGUCAAAAUGUGGGAUUAUUUGUGAGAUAAUAUUUCCUAUUGUUAUCGUUGGUGUUAUAUUUGCUAUAUUAGGCUUGGUUACUGCAUUUAAACCAAACUAUGACCCGUAUGACGCAACAGGGGUAUUAUCAAAUAGAGUUAGUAAUCAAAGUGUAUUAUUAUAUGGCUCGGCAGAGGGAUCGUUAACUGCUGAACAAGAGGGUGUUAUUAAUGCUUUGAAGGAGCAAGUUCAAACUGAUAGACAAUUGACUUCAGAUGUUGUAGAUACAUUUUUUUUAGAAAUUAAUAAUAAAGAUGACAUGGAGGUUUAUUUUGCAAAUAAUUCAAAAACAAUUUAUGGUGCUGUAUGGUUCAACACAAGUGCAACACCAGGUGGAACUGUACCAUUUCAAUAUAAUAUAAGAUUAGACAGUGAAGAUGUCAAUGACAAUGAAGAAAUCACAGAUAAAAGUGGGGAUUCAGAAGUUUACUUUAAAGAAAAUUGGGCUAGUAUACAAGUUGCUGUAGAUCAAGCUAUUUAUAAUUAUUAUGGUUUAAAAAAAACCUUAAAGGUUAGUGGCCAACGUUAUCCAGAUCCAUAUGUUGAAGGUUGGCAAAAAUGGAUAGAUGGUAGAAAUUCAAUUUUAAAAGAUGCAGGUUCUGUUUUUGUUACUGCUGCAUUCUUUAUUUUUGGUUUCCGUCUUAUUACCGAUCUAGUUAUUGAAAAAGAGACAAAGAUUCGUGAGGGUAUGAAGAUGAUGGGUCUUAAUGAUAUGGCCUAUUUUAGCAGUUGGAUGAUAACAAUUUUGGUUACAUCGUUACCAGUUGCCAUUAUUAUUGUCAUCAUUUUCAAAGCAUCCAAUGUUAUUUAUACAACAUCCUUUGCCAUUGUGUUCUUUACCUUUAUCAUUUACCUCUUAACUCUUUUAUCAUUGUCUUUUAUCUUCGCGAUCUUUUUCGAUAAAUCAAAGUUUAGUGGUUUGGUAUCCAUCAUUAUCGUAGUUGUUAUUAACAUCUUUGGUAUUUUUGUUGCAAAGGGUAAUUUCAACACUUCAAUCAAGUUAUUUUUAUCACUUUUUUCACCAAUUGCUUUUGCAUGUUCCUUCUAUACAUCAGUAGUUAGAGAUAUUCCAGCAGAUGUUUUAACUGUUAAUUGGGACUAUAUUGUAUCAGAAAAGGAUAUCAUUGGAAUGUUAAUAUUAGAUUUAUUUUUAUAUUUAUUUUUAAUUUGGUAUUUACAAGAAGUUGUACCAACCGAAUAUGGUACUAAAAGACCAUGGUAUUUUAUUUUCACUGUUUCAUAUUGGAGAGGUAUUGGUAAAAAAUCAGGAAAUGGAUUUGGAGAUGAUAUCGAAUCAUCCUUAGUAUCAAGCAACGAAGAUGUUGAAAUGGUUCCAGCCGAUCUUAAAACUAAAAAUACAGUUUCUUUAAAGAGUUUAAGAAAAGAAUUCCAUACUGGUGAUGGUUUACGUGUUGCAGUAAAUGAUUUAUGUUUAGAUAUGUACGAGAAUCAAAUUCAUGCAUUUUUGGGUCCAAAUGGUAGUGGUAAAUCAACAACCAUUGGUAUGUUAACUGGUUUAAUUACACCAACAGCUGGUACUGCCUAUAUUCAAGGUAAUGAUAUUACAACAAGUAUGAGUAAAGUUAGAAGAACAUUAGGCGUUUGUUUACAACAAGAUAUUAUUUGGUCUCAAUUAUCAGUUUUAGAACAUUUAAAGAUUUAUGCAUCAUUAAAAGGUGUUAGUUCAAAUAAUAUCGAAAGAGAGGCAGAAAAAAUGGCUAUAGAAGUUGAUUUAGGUGAAAAACUCCAUACUCCAGCUGGUUCUUUAUCUGGUGGUCAAAAGAGAAAAUUAUGUUUGGGUAUUGCUUUCAUUGGUCGUAGUGAAGUCGUAUUCCUUGAUGAAUGUACAUCAGGUAUGGAUCCAUUAAGUCGUCGUGGUGUUUGGGACUUUUUAUUAAAAUAUAAAAAAGGAAGAACUAUUAUUUUAACAACACAUUUUAUGGAUGAAGCUGAUUUCUUAGGUGAUAGAAUUGCAAUUAUUUCAUUUGGUAAAUUACGUUGCGAUGGCUCAAGUUUAUACUUGAAGAAUAAAUUUGGUUGUGGUUAUUUAUUAACUUGUAGUAAGAAUAUUUCAACAUUAGACGAUUUUAACACUGAUCAAGUUACUCAAUUUGUUCAAAGUUAUAUUCCAGAAGCCAAUAUUUUAUCAAAUGCAGGUACAGAACUUAGUUAUCGUCUUCCAACAUCUUCAUUACCCAAAUUUGGUCAAUUCUUUAAAGAUUUUGAUAAUGAAAUAGAUAAUGGUUCAUUCGGUAUUAGUACUUAUGGUAUUUCAGUUACAACAAUGGAGGAAGUUUUCUUAAAAAUCGGUCAAGAAUCUAGUGGUGGAAAUGGCUCAAAUAUUUAUAAGAAUGAAACUCAAGAAUCUGAAAUGUUAAAAGCUAGAAUUGCAACAUCAUCAAAUGGUGUUACUACAGGUCAACAAUUGAAAGGUCUCUUAAUUAAACGUAUCCGUACCUCAAUCAAAGAUUUGAAAUCGUUCUUUUUAACAAUCGUUAUCCCAUUGGCUUGUAUCAUUGGCUCCAUUAUUAUUUUUAGUGUUAUGGAUGAUGCUCAAGUAUUUUACAAUGAUGUUCUUACACCAUUAACAAUGUCAUUAUCACAAUAUGGACCAAACAAUGUUGUUCCAGUUCAAGAUGUUAGCCAAGUGGAUUUCGAUACUCUUAGUUCAAGUAGUUUCUUUAGUCAAUUCAAAUAUAUUAACCAAUCAGUUGACUUUGAAGACUAUUUAGUCCAUAAUUAUUUAGAUAGUACUGGUGCCAUUAAUGUUACCACCCAAUUAGCUCAAGAUGAUGUUGUAGCAUACAAUGCAUUUUAUAACAAGAAAGCUCUUCAUUCAGCACCAAUUCAUAUUAAUUUAAUUGAUAGUGCAUUAUUAAAGGAAUUUAACAAUAUCGAAAUUCAAGUAACAAGUAUGCCAUUCAAGCAUGUUUUAAGUUUCUUUGAUCUCUCUGCUGAAGGUUUAAAUAUUUCAAGUAUUUUAUAUUUCAACAUUAUUAUGAUGGCAGGUUUAGCUCUUAUGGUCGCCUCAUUUGCUGGUAAUAUUGCCCAAGAACGUACCAACCGUAUUAAAAGAUUAUUAUAUAUCUCUGGUUGUAAGAAAUAUGUUUAUUGGUUAUCAAAUCUUAUCUGGGAUUAUAUUUUCGCAUUCGUUGUAGUCCUUAUUACUGCCAUAGUAUUAGCAAUUAUUAAAGAAGAGUUUAGACAACAAUUUGGCCUCUUUUUCUUAGGUAUUAUUUUAUAUUGUGUUUCAACUAUUCCAUUGGCUUAUCUCUUAUCAUACCGUUUCACCACUCAUGGUAAAGCUACAGGUGCCAUUGCUGCAAUCGUCUUUGCAAUGGGCAUCGUUUUCUUAAUUAUUUCACUCAAUAUCCGUAUUCAAGUACUUGUUGAAAACGAAGAUUUGGAUAAGAGCAAAACUUUCCAAACUGUUGGGGACGCUAUCGAUGUUAUUUUCUCUAUUUUAUCGCCACUCUUUGCUUACUCAAAGAUUCUCUUAUUGGUUUCCAAAUUCCCAAUUAUGCGUGUUGGUCAAUAUAAGGUUGAUAAUUAUUGGGCAAUUCAUUAUGGUGGUACACCAAUUAUUAUUUUAUUUGUUCAUUGUAUAGUAUGGAUUACAUGGAUUAUGUUAUUAGACUAUACACCAGAAAUUAGAGGUUACUUUAAGAAUCCAAAAGAUAUUAGCUCACCACAACCACCAACCGAUGAAGACUCUGAUGUUCAUGAUGAAAGAACAAGAAUUCAUAGUGUAGAAGAAGUUGUCAAAGUAGAUUCAUUACAUAAACUCUUUAAAGGUAAAGGAAAGAAUCAAGAUAAAAUUGCAGUUCAUAAUACAUGUUUGGGUAUUCCACGUGGUCAAACCUUUGGUUUAUUGGGUCUAAAUGGUGCCGGUAAAACAACUACUCUUUCAAUGCUUUGUGGUGAUAUUAUGCCAACCUCUGGUCAAGUAACAAUUAAUGGUUUUGAUUUAGUAAGUGAAAGAUCACAAGCCCUUAAAAACAUUUCAAUGUGUCCACAAUUUGAUGCUUUAGUAGGUUUAUUAUCAGCCCGUGAACAACUUUACCUCUAUUGUAGAAUCAAAGGUAUUGAAGAAAGUAAAAUUAAAGAUGUAGUUGAGGCAUUUAUUAGUAUGAUGGAUAUGGGUCGUAUUGCAAAUAGUAACUGUGGUGGUUAUUCUGGUGGUAAUAAGAGAAAAUUAUCAUUAUCAAUUGCCAUGUUGGGUGAUCCACAAGUAGUUUAUUUGGAUGAAGCAAGUACUGGUUGUGAUGCAGUAGUACGUCGUUAUAUUUGGAAUGUUGUUACUGAAUUAAGCAAAGGCCGUUCAAUUAUUAUUACAACUCAUUCAAUGGAAGAGUGUCAAGCUCUUUGUUCUAGAAUUACAAUUAUGAAGGAUGGUAAAUUCACAUGUUUAGGUUCUAUUCAACAUGUAAAGAAUAAGUUUGGUGCAGGUUAUUCAUUUGAUGUUAAAUUUAAGAGAGAGUCAUUCGAUAAUGGUGUUCAAAGAGUUUUACAAAGCUUCCCACAUGCUAAACUUUUAGAUCAACACGACUUAAUUGCAUCAUUCGAAGUAUCAAAUGAUUCAUCCAAUCCAGUUAAAGUUUCUCAAUUAUUUAAUAUUCUCCAACACGAUUUAGGUUCAAUCUUAGAUGACUAUUCUGUUUCACAAACCUCUUUAGAACAAGUAUUCUUAAAACUUACCGGAGCUGGUUACACUGACCGUCUCAAUAAUCUUGAUCAAAUUCGUCACGACUAA
Molecule: messenger RNA, 4857 nt
Organism: Dictyostelium purpureum
Lineage: Eukaryota; Evosea; Eumycetozoa; Dictyosteliales; Dictyosteliaceae
Gene: ABCA5
Exons: 9
Coding region: 1-4857 (1618 amino acids)
Biological process (GO): transmembrane transport; lipid transport
Cellular component (GO): membrane; intracellular membrane-bounded organelle
Molecular function (GO): lipid carrier activity; ATP binding; ABC-type transporter activity
Source: RefSeq, a predicted model, not a curated record